Molecule: messenger RNA, 1047 nt
Organism: Ambispora gerdemannii
Lineage: Eukaryota; Fungi; Glomeromycota; Glomeromycetes; Archaeosporales; Ambisporaceae
Source: the annotation of a GenBank genome assembly
AUGGUGGCUUUGAAAUGGGAUGUCAUGUGCGGAAAUGGGACGCGAAUUACCACCACCAAUACCACCCUAACGAAAUUCUCAACUAUAAAAACAACUGCAACCACAACUCUGUUCUUGCCAUUUACCACCUCAAUUACUGCUAACCAUACAGCCUCUUCGUUUAGAAGAUUCAGUACCGAGUUGCUCGUUACCAAAUUACCACCAAACAAAUCAAAAGUAUUAAAUUCUGCACCAAAAACCUCAGGAUCGUUUCGAAUUUUUAACGAAAACAGUACCAGUGACAAUAAUAGUAAUCACCAUAAGUUAUCAAAAGAAAAACACAAUUAUUAUAUCGAUACUAUGACUGCUGCACCAAAAACCUCAGGAUCGUUUCGAAUUUUUAACGAAAACAGUACCAACGACAAUAAUAGUAAUCACCAUAAAUUAUCAAAAGAAAAACACAAUUAUUAUAUCGAUACUAUGACCGCAGAAGAUUCUCCUCAGAUCAAUAAUAAUCAUCUUCACCAUCAUAACUUAUCAAAAGAAAAUUACAGUUAUUAUAUCCCCCGGCUCAAUCAUAAUCAUAAGCUAUCAAAAGAGAAUUACAGUUAUUAUAUCGAUACUAUGAUUCCAGAAGAUUCUCCUCAGCUCAAAGUACUAUUAAUGGACAAAAAUGCUCGAAUGCCUAGUCGUGGAAGCGGCGGUGCGGCUGGUUAUGAUCUAUAUAGUGCUGAAGAUACAAAAAUUCUUGCGCGAGGAAAAGCAUUGAUCAAAACAGGAUUAGCAAUUCAAGUUCCCGAGGGUGCUUAUGGUCGUAUUGCACCUAGAAGUUCGCUUGCUUCAAUUAACUCGAUUGAUUGUGGCGCCGGUGUAAUUGAUGCUGAUUAUCGUGGCGAAGUCAAGAUUCUCUUGUUUAACUUUGGGGACCAAGAUUUCGAAGUUAAAACAGGAGAUCGCAUUGCCCAACUGAUUGUAGAACGUAUAUAUACACCUAAAAUAGUUAGAGUGGACGAAUUGGACGAUACUUCACGAGGAAGUAAAGGAUUUGGUUCAACUGGCUUUCGAUAA